AUGAGUGCCAAUAAAUCGAUUGCAUUAAGCACUACUCAAUUGAAAACAAUCGUAGAUACCAUUACUAAGUUCUACCCAGCCCAUUAUGCGGAUAAGGCUUGGGACAAUACGGGUCUCCUUAUUAACAGUAGCUCUGACAUGGCACCAGCCGUUAAAAAAGUACAGGUUCUUCUCACGGUCGACUUGACUACAGCUGUUGCUCAAGAGGCUAUCAGGAAAAAAUGUGGUUUGAUCCUGGCGUAUCACCCUUUCAUUUUCCCCAGUUGGAAAUCUAUUAACCCCUGCAAGAAUCCACAACAUCGCAGUGCCAUUGAUUUGAUUCAAAAUGGUAUAUCUGUAUACUCUCCACAUACUGCUGUAGAUGCUGCUAAGGAUGGGGUUAAUGAUUGGUUAGCCUAUGGGUUAGUCAACUAUGAUAGCUCCAUAAUCGAAUCCAAUGUCGCUAUUGAAGCCGUGGCGGGGACAGAAGGUGAAGACGAUGGUGAGGUAGGAUAUGGUCGUGUGGUCACUUUGAAGCAGGAACUGCCAUUCAGGGCAAUUAUUGCAAACGUUCAAAAAUCAUUGGGAUUACAGCAUGCUCAGGUGAGUAUUCUGAAUAAAAACUUUGAUAAAAAGAUUAAGAAAAUAGCGUUAUGUGCAGGUAGUGGGUCUGGCGUGUUCAAGGAGGUAUCAGAGGAUGUAGAUCUUUACUACACGGGUGAAUUAUCCCAUCAUGAGAUCCUCAGGUACAAGGAACUGGGCAAGGCAGUCAUCGUAUGUAACCACUCCAACACAGAACGUGGUUACUUAAGAGUUAUGCGGGAUAGAUUAAUGAACGAAAAUCCUGAGACGGAGUGGAUCGUCAGUGAAGAAGAUGAGGAUCCAUUGCAAACGGUCUCUGCCCAAGAUUUUAGAUAA
This is a messenger RNA of Naumovozyma castellii, 897 nucleotides long. RefSeq lists its product as uncharacterized. The record is from RefSeq and is a predicted model, not a curated record. Lineage: Eukaryota; Fungi; Ascomycota; Saccharomycetes; Saccharomycetales; Saccharomycetaceae. Bases 1 to 897 code for a protein of 298 amino acids. The transcript has a single exon.